Messenger RNA from Scophthalmus maximus (turbot), 4249 nucleotides. Its product is annotated as galanin receptor type 2-like. Gene Ontology annotation, biological process: neuropeptide signaling pathway. Gene Ontology annotation, molecular function: G protein-coupled receptor activity; peptide binding. The coding region runs from base 1436 to 3328 and encodes 630 amino acids. The transcript has 2 exons. The record is from RefSeq and is a predicted model, not a curated record. Gene Ontology annotation, cellular component: membrane. Lineage: Eukaryota; Metazoa; Chordata; Actinopteri; Pleuronectiformes; Scophthalmidae.
GCUCCUGCGCUCCUGCGCGCUGCUCCGUGUGCGCAGGAGCGCAGACGACCGAGGAGCGCGUCGGUGCCACACGCGGAGCUGAAGAUGGAAACAAGGAGCUCUGCCGACAACGAAUCCCUCUGAGUCUCUGGGACCUGCAGGCGGAUUAUAAACGUCAUAUUCCGUCCGUGAGCGACCGAGGAGCAACUUUGCCACUGUUUCAUUACGAUUGUUCUUUAUUUUUUUCCCCCUUUCGGUGCAGAUCUCCAGUCAUCACCUGGCUGCUGCUUCAGCACACAGACACUACACGAUAAGUGAAAUGUGACUGGACAUUUGCUUCUCUCUGAGGGUGAGCUCGUUAUUAAUACCAAUAUCUUUUUUUAUGUUUUUUUUUUUUCGCACUCAUCGAUUCCUCUUAGGAUCCAAAUAGGAUUACACAUGUCACUUGUAAUAGGCUGGAGGAUGGAGGGGAUUUUCAAGUUUCUUUAAAUAAUGAACAUAUGACUUGUAUGUAAUUUGGUGGUGACUGUAUGGUCUCAAAGCAAAGAACUCCACCUGCAGAUGAAUAUGCUGAUUGUGACCUCCUGCAUCAUCAUGCACUUGUGAUGAAUGGACAAUUCAUAUCAAAGCGAACACACUUAAUAGUUUUUUUCUCUUCAUCAGGUCAAAAUGAAAUGACACUACAUGAGAAAAAAAUAAUUUCCUGAGCAGAAAGCCUUUCUCUUAUUUUGCUCCUCGCCGAGCAGCUCUCAUCCAAACACACACACACACACACACACACACACACACACACACACACCACGAGGAAGAUGUUCAAGGCUUUUCAGUGUUUUUCCAUCCAGCAACGUGUUCCUAUAGCUGUUGUUUGGUGGGCAACAGAGCCGCUGAUGCAGCCGCAGGCAGCCACAGCCUGUGAUAUUGUGUUUCUCUAAGCAGAUCUGAUUGGAUCCCUUUGAGGGAUUAAAGGUGUGAGGAGGAAGCGAGCACGAGGGAGGUGGUGGGGCGCCACGCAUAUGUUUUACCUUUUCCUCGAAGGUGAGAAAGUCUGUGGGUGGAUUAUGAGAUUCAGACAGCCACUCCCCGCAGGACUGGAUGUGCACGCUGCAAUCGGACUGCGCAGGGACCUGGGCUGAGCAGCUCCACGACUUCAGCGGAUUCAUAAGAUGUGGCGAAAGAUGUGGGAUGCCGGGAUCUACACACUUGUCUCCAGAAUCUUUUCCGCCCACGCGGACCCACAGAGCACGAGACUGGAACGCAGAACUUUGAUUUGAUGUUCUUGUUAAGGAUUUAACACCUUCUUUGUUUUGUUUUUCUUCUGAUCUUCACGCCUCGCUUUUUUCCUCGACACCGAAGUCCUCGAAUGGAUUUUAAUGAGGACCAAGGGGAAGUUGUGCAUUGAGCCCAGUCGGCGAGAGAUUUCCCCCUGCGGCGUGUUUGAUCCCUGGGGGAAAGCAGCAUGGAUCCGUCCCAGGACCGGCCGUUGGACUGGAGCUCAGUCCGGCCCAGCUUCUCCUCGCUGCUGCAGCAUGACGGCUCUCGGGAAAGCGCCAACCAAACCUACGGCUUACACGGCUCUAUGAUGCUGCCCCCCACCCUCAGCACCCCCACGGCAUCCCUCCAUCAACCUCUGCCCUCCCUGCAUCCCUCCUCCUUCCUUCCAUACUCCUCCCUGCUCCCCUCCCCCCUGCUCUCCACCACCUCCCCCCUAUCCAUUCGACAGACAUCCGCUGCGGUCCACCAGGCCUCCUUGUCCUCCUUCCCCCUGUCCCUGUCCACCUCCUCCUCGCAUGACUUGGCAGAUCUGGAGAGCAUGCUGCUCUGGACCCUCCACGAGCCCAGCACCAUCGCGCUCACCGUCAUGUACUGCCUGUCCUUCAUUCUGGGAAUCGUCGGGAAUCUGAUGUCCCUGCGCGUCCUCACCAACAGGCGCAACCGGCGGCUGGCCAGCGUCAGCGCCACGCGCAGCCUGCUGGUGAACCUGGCAGUGUGCGACCUGGCCGUGGUGUGUGUCUGCAUGCCCAUCACCCUGGGCAGCCAGAUCUACACGGCCUGGGUCUACGGGGACCUCCUCUGUCGAGCGGUGCCCUUCACGCAGGCCGUCUCGGUCUCCGCCAGCGUGUUGACGCUGACGGUGAUCAGUGUGAACCGUUACUACAGCGUCCAGUCGCCCCUGCGCGCCCGCUCCAUGUUCACCCGCCGCCGGAUCUUGGCCACCGUCGCCGUGGUCUGGGCGGUGUCCUCGAUCAUGUGCGCUCCCAUCGCCGUGGUGAACCGGCGGCGGGAGAUCAGCUUCGGGACGUUCGCCAUCUUGGUCUGUCAGGAGGAGUGGCCUCAGCAUCGGCUGAAACAGGGAUACAAUGUGCUACUGUUCAUGAUGCUCUACUGCCUGCCGGUGACCUUUAACCUCACCAUAGGCUUCCUGACCGGGAGGCGGCUCUGGGGCGGCAAAAAGUCCACCUUCGCCGACCUCGACCCCCGCAGCCAAGCGCUGCACUCCUCGCGCCUCAAGACGCGCCAGAAGAUCGCCAAGAUGGUGGUGUGCCUGGUGCUGCUGUUCGCCGUGUCCUGGCUGCCGCUGUACCUGGCCGACCUCUGGAUCGACUGCGAGCAGCGGCCGCCCUCGUGGCUGCUGCAGACGCGGCCGUUCGCCCAGUGGCUGGGCCUGACGAACUCCAGCCUCAACCCCAUCUGUUACUGUUUCAUAGGGGAUCUGUACCGCUCGGCGAAGGUGAUACGGACGCGAUACUACCAGAAAGUCGCCGCCCUCUUCGGCUCCGCCCCCUACUCCGGCUCAGCGGCGGUGGUGUCUCCUGCCGCAGUGGUCACAGACACCAAAGUGGCUGCUGCAGAGCGACGCCACAUUUCUGCCGCUGCCGUCGCAGCCUCCGCAUCCAUGGUUACGAUCCCCAGGCUGCUGAGCUUGGCUCGGGGCCAGGGGCUGGGGCAGAGGGUCAGAGACAGUUCAGACAACGCGGCAGGAUCCGACCACAGCAUCUCAGACUGGUGUCGCUCCAGUCCCAGUCUGUGGGACAGCUCUUUGUUCCCCUGCCAGCUCGACACGCUCCAGCAAUCCGUGCGCGGGGCCGAGUUCCUGCCCACGAGAAGACACUCGGUGAACGAGAGCGCCGGAUCGUUAACUUUACGGAUCGAGUCCGUGGAAGUAGACGUGCUGCCCCCGAGGAGGCAUUCAGGGGACAGAAUAUAUUGCCUGUCUGCUGAUAAGAGAGACACCAUUACCGUCGGCAGAGACGCUCUCCGUUCCACCGCGCAGUGCAAAAGGAAAACGUCGCAAGCCUACUCUCUGGUCGGAGACAAUGAGGAUGAAAUAACCGAUAUGACCAGCCUGUGAAAACUGCAGAUGUCUCUGAGGGAGGAAUUUUUCUUUUCCUUUUCUGUCCUGCAGGCAGCAAAUACACACACACACACACACACACACACACACACACACACACACGCGCACGCACACACACACGCGCACGCACACACACACACACACACACACACACACACACGCACACACAUGCACACGCAGACACACACACACACACACACACACUCAUGCAAGCACGCACGCACGCACACACACACACACACACACACACACACACACAGCUCCAGGGUCACAGUUUGCAGUUGAUAUUGCCUCUGUUUGUCUCCAUGAUGAACUGACCAGGUCGACGCUCUCCUCCUUCCUGUGUGUAGCGGCGUCCCUUUAUAUCACACAAAGCACAAGGGGAUCCAGGACCAAUGUUUGCACUGAUGAGCUCAUGACGGCAGGUUAGAGGCGGCCGUGAUGGAGUGAAUGCUGCAGGGGGGAGAGUCGCAGUGUUUUCAAGCCUUGGGCUAAGACAGCAGUUCAUCAGUAAAAAAAAAAAAAAAAAAAGGGGGGACGGAUUGCAGCGUUGCACCAUUACAGUCGAGUCGUGUCAUAAGCGAUUAAGCCGCUGCUCACAUUUGCUUAAGAACAAUAAACCCCGGCAGGAUGUAAAGUGUGAUUCUCUUCUUCUUCAUUUCUUCUUGCUCUGCUAUUGGUUGUACAGCAUUUGUUCCUGACAGGAAAUGUAAAGCCCCUUUUGUCACAAUGUCUGUGUAAAAGAGUUCCCGACAGAGCUUCGCAGGUUAACGUCCCCGUCGGUGUCGGCGGUCGGUUAGAGGACAUAUAUAUAUAUAGAUAUAUAUAUAUAUCUAUAUAUAUAUAUCGUGUGCCAGUUGUUCAAGUGUGAUAUGAGGGGAGGACGGAGAAUAAACUGUCUGCGAUGCAGAAAAUGGA